Molecule: messenger RNA, 2418 nt
Organism: Microtus oregoni (creeping vole)
Lineage: Eukaryota; Metazoa; Chordata; Mammalia; Rodentia; Cricetidae
Product: zinc finger protein 2 homolog
Biological process (GO): regulation of DNA-templated transcription
Source: RefSeq, a predicted model, not a curated record
AUGGUUGUAGCUAGCAGGAAGGAACCGUUGACCUUCAAGGUGGCCAUCGAUUUUUCUGGAGAGGAAUGGGAAUGCCUGAACUCUGAACAGCAGACUCUGUAUAAGGACGUGAUGCUGGAAAACUAUCGGAACCUGGUCUUCUUGGGUCUUGCUGUGUCUAAGCCAUACCUGGUUACCUGUCUGGAGAAAAGGAAAGAGCCCUGGAAUAUAAAGAGGCAAAAGACCAUGCUCUUGUUCCCAGGUGUGUUUCCUCAUUAUAACCCACACUUUUCACCAGAGCAGAACAUAAAGUAUUCAUUCCAGGAACUGAUCAAUGGAAGCCAUAGAAAUGGUGAUAUUGACAAUUUGUGCUCCAGAGAAGAAAGGGACCGUCUAGAGGGCCAUGCAGUUCCGAAGACGUAUUAUAAUGGGUAUAACCCGUGUGUAAUAACUGAUGGUGGGAGAAGCUUUGCUCCCAGUAGGCAGCAAGAACCUGAAAUGGCUCAAGAAAACCCUCAGGCUCUGCCUGUUACUUGUGAACAGCCGUGUGCUUCCGUCAGUAACCAUCAGAGUCAGUGUUUGAACUGUACCUCUCCUUUCAAAGAUGGUUUGGGACGUACAGAGAGGGGUCUAGCCCAUUCUUCAGUUACUGACUUCAGCAGUUUCAAGUGUAGCUUUGGGUUAAGCUUUCAUUCAAACCUUUUUGUAGAUGGGGAACUUAAAAAUGAAGAAAAAAAUUCUAAAUGUAAUCAAUUUGAGAACUCCAUGAUGAAAAAUUCCUUAAUAUAUAAUCCACAAAUAGGUCUUUCAUGUGUCAAAACGCAGAAUUUCCAUAAAUACGGCGGGUUCUUUACACAUCCAGUAUCACCUAAUCAAAAUUCAAGUACAGAUAUUUUAGAAAUCCAGUAUAUAUGUAAAGAAAAUAGGAAGGCCUUUACUGAGGCGUCUGCCUUAAAUAAUCACCAGGGCGCGUUUAUUGGAGAGGCGGUGUAUCAGUGCAAUGAAGAUGGCAGUGACGUAAGCCAUGAGGCAGAUCCUGCGGAUCAGCAGUCUGCUCGUUUCCCAAAGGACUUUUACAAAUGCUACAGAUGCGACACCGUCUUUCAUCAAUACUCAGAACUCAUCAUCCACCAGUAUAUCCAUAUUCAAGACCAGAUUUCCAAGGGGAUGGAUUGCAACACAGCUUUCAGUAAAAUUUCCAGCCUUCCUAGAAGUCAUUCCGGAGAAAAACCCUACAAAUGUAAGGAAUGCGGCAAAGCCUUUACCUAUUGUUCCAGCCUCAGACAGCACCAUAGGAUUCAUUCUGGUGUCAAACAUCACAAAUGUAAAGAAUGUGGCAAAGCUUUCUACCACAAGUCACUGCUUACGCAACACCAGAGCAUCCAUGCCGGGAAGAAGCCCUACUGCUGUCAAUUUUGUGGCAAAGCAUUUAAUCAGAGAUCAACUGUUACUCAGCACCAGAGGAUUCAUACUGGAGAGAGGCCCUACCAUUGUAAAGACUGUGGCAAAGCGUUUCACCAAAGGUCAAGCCUGAGCCUACACCAGAGAGUUCACACUGGAGAGAAGCCCUACAAAUGCAAAGAAUGCGGCAAAGCCUUCAACCGUAAUUCUCUCCUUACUCAGCACCAGAGGAUUCAUACUGGCGAGAAGCCCUACCGUUGCGAAGAUUGUGGUAAAGCUUUUAAUAAAAAAUCAAGCCUUACUCAACACCAGAGAAUUCAUACUGGAGAGAAACCCUAUUCUUGUAAAGAUUGUGGCAAAGCUUUUAAUCAAUGAUCAAGCCUCAGCCUGCACCAGAGAGGUCACACUGGCGAGAAACCCAAUAAAUGUAACGAAUGUGGCAAAGCCUUUAACCGUGUGUUUUUCCUCACUCAACACCAGAAAAUCCAUACUGGCGAGAAGGCUUACCACUGUAAGGACUUUGGCAAAGCUUUUAAACAGCGCUCGAGCCUCACCCAGCACCAGAGAGUUCAUACCGGGGACAAGCCCUACCACUGUAAGCACUGUGGGAAGGCUUUUACUCAGAGGUCAAGCUUUACUCGGCACCAGAGAAUCCACACCGGAGAGAAGCCCUAUAAGUGCCAAGAUUGUGACAAAGCCUUCAGCCUCAACCUCCUUCCGAUCCAACACCAGAGAACUCACACAGGAGAGAAACCGUACCACUGCCAAGACUGUGGCAGAGCGUUUAAUCAAAGAUCGAGCCUAAUGCAGCACCAGAGGGUUCAUACUGGGGACAAGCCCUUCUGUUGUAAAGACUGUGGCAAGGCGUUCACCCAGAGGUCAAGCUUUAACCGGCACCAAAGAAUCCACAGCGGAGAGAAGCCCUACAAGUGUAAAGCGUGCGAGAGCACCUUCAGCUGCAGCUCGCGCCUCGCUGAGCACCAGUGCGCUUCCUUAGGCCGCUGCUUCCAAGACACAAAGUUCCUCCAAUAUAUGUGA